This is a messenger RNA of Dictyostelium purpureum, 4503 nucleotides long. RefSeq lists its product as uncharacterized. The record is from RefSeq and is a predicted model, not a curated record. Gene Ontology annotation, biological process: Ras protein signal transduction; positive regulation of GTPase activity. NCBI's taxonomy places the organism in Eukaryota, Evosea, Eumycetozoa, Dictyosteliales, Dictyosteliaceae. Gene Ontology annotation, molecular function: guanyl-nucleotide exchange factor activity. Gene Ontology annotation, cellular component: plasma membrane. The transcript is spliced from 3 exons. The coding region runs from base 1 to 4503 and encodes 1500 amino acids.
AUGAAUAAUACAGAUAGUAAUAAUAGUAAUAAUAUGGAUAUUAACGUUGAAGAAAACUCAAUAAAUACUAAUAAUUCAACACCGAUUUUAAUAAAUAAUAAUAAUAAUAAUAAUCGUAAUUUCGAAGAGGAUGGAGCAACAUCAUCAUCACCAUGGAAAUAUGCGAGUUCACAAAGAGCAAAACCAUUAUCCCCAACGUCCUUAAAGAUUCAGGUGCCACCUCCAACAUUUUAUAUCGAUGAAACUGAAAAAAAUAUAAUACCCAUUAUUACACCAACGACCACUACAGAAACCAAUAAUAAAAGUAUUAGAUCUUCGACAUCAUUUUCAUCAUUCCCAAACACAACUAGCGAUAAUGGAUAUGAUGAGAAAUCCCAAUCAGAUUUUGUUAGAAAGCAAUCAAAUAGUAAAAAUUUCCCGCCAUUGUCAAUUAACCCAAGAAAACAAACUUUAAUAAGUAAAGUUAAAAAUGUGUUCCAUAAUAGUAAUAAUAAUAGCAAUAGUAAUAAUAGUUUAGAUAAGAAUAAUGAAGAGCCAGCGGUAUCAUAUAAAGAUAAAUUUUCAAUUAAUAUUUUAGAAAUAUUUGAUUUAUCUGAAUCUGAAAUUAUAGUAUCAGAGCAUCCAUGUGCCUAUCGUAGAAAAAUUUCAAAAGCAGGAAAAUUAUAUAUUACAACAAAUUAUUUUUGUUUCUAUAGUUUAAUUUUUAAUAAAGAAAUAAAGAAAUAUUCAGAUUUUAAAGAUGUUUUAUCAAUUAAAAGGGUUUCAUCAGUUAUUUUAGGAAAUUCAAUUGAAAUUACAACAACCUACAAGAAAUAUAUAUUUGGAAUGUUUGAAAGUACAGAAACAGCAUUCAAAUCAUUAAGUGAUCAACAUAAACUAUCUCUUCAGAACCCAAUACAGUCACAGCCUAAGAAAAUCCACCCAAGUAAUAGUUUUGAAAAGAAAAGGAAUAGAUUCUUUUCAGUGUCAGUUCAAUCACCAACAAAAUCAAUACUUAAAGAAACUAACCAUCCAAUUAUAAUAAAUAGUAAAUAUAGCAAUAGUGGUAGUGGAAACUCUGUAACUGCACCAAAUACACCACUCUCAAUAAUACCUCAAGACUAUAAUAGUAAUAGUAGUAAUAAUAAUAGUAAUAGCAAUAUUGGUAGUAUUUCCACAUCUCCAAGUAGUAUGGCAUCACCUAAUUUACCACCGCUAUCACCAUUAUCUUCAUCACCACUAUCACCAUCGUUUAUUAAUGGCUCAGCUAUAUCGUCUAGUUCAUCACCAACUACCCCAACUUUAAAUUCCACACCAACAAAAUCAAUUUUAAUUCAAGAUUCCAAAUUAAAACUUGAAACAAGAAGUAGAAGUGGUUCGCUACCAUCUUUUUAUAAUAAGGGAAAUAAAAAAGGAAACACAAAGAGCAAUAAUUUAAAUUAUUUAUUAUCUCCAGUAAAAGAUAAAGAUUCAAAAAUUAUAUUAGCUGCUGAAGAUGAUCAAGAGUCAUUGGAUAAUAAUAAUAGUGCCCCAACAUCAUCCCCAAGCUCACCAUCUCUAACCCCAGCUUACUCUCAAUCACCACCAAAACAAUUGGUAAAUGGUUCCCAAACCACUAAACCAACCAAAUCAAGAAGUGAAACUCAUAGAUCGAUUGCUUUUGGCCAAAAUAUAUUAAUAUCAUUAUUUAGCUCAAAGGAUAGCACAAGUAAUCAAUCAUCACCACCUAUAGUCUCACCAAGAUUUGAAUAUAGUAAUAGCAAUAGUAACAACAGUAGUGCCAAUAAUAGUCCUGGUGGUUUUAUUAAUAGCGAUACAUUUGACGAGCAACCAAUUAUUUCACCAAGAGAAAGAUCAAAUACCACUUUGGUUUUUAAAUCAUUCAAAAAUAAAAAUAAAGCUAAUAUAGAUCAACCAUCAACAUCACCACAUCCAACUACUUUAAAUCAUAGCCAUAAAGAUUCAUUAGAAAAAAUCAAUAAGAUGUUAAUCACUAGAAAUGCAAGAGGGGAUGUCCAACACUAUUGUUUUAAAGAGGAUGUAUUUGGUAUACCAUUAGAAUCAAUGAGACUGCUUGAUGACUCUCCAUAUCCAAUAUUUUUACAUCAUCUCAUCAAUCAUUUAGAGUCAACAAAAGAAUCUAUCGAGUUUAUAUAUCUACAUAAAUCAAGUAAAAAUCAUAACAAUGGUGAUAGUAAUAAUGAUAUACAAUUACUCGAAGAUGAAGAUUAUGAUGAUAUCAUGGCAGUAAAUGAAAAUUUAAAUAGUAACACAAGUUUAAAGAAUAGUAGUAAUACAAUGUUUAAUAUGGAAGAACUUAAUAUUAGCAGUAGUAAUAACAACAUCACCAGUAUUAAUAAUAGUGAAUCAAAUAUAGUUGAUGAUAAUGAUAAUCAAAAUAAUUUAAUUAAUAAUAGUAGUAGUAGCACAAUCAAAAAAAUCACAAUAAAUUCAUUAAUUAAAUUGGUUACAAGGGGUAAAGAAGAUGCAUAUAAAAAUUUGGGUGAUUUAGUAGAGGCCAAUUUAUUGGGUGAACUUUUAAUUUAUUUCUUCAAAGUUUUACCAAAUAAUAUUCUACCAGAUUUAUUACUAAAUGAUAUUGUAAAAGGAAUAACAGAAGAAAAUGAUGAGGGGUAUAAAAUUUCAUUAAUUAGAUCAAUCAUUUUCUCACAACCUCAAAUCCACUGGACUGUGUUAAAAUCACUUUUAACACAUUUAAUCAAACUAAUUCAAAUUGAAGUUAAUGAAACUUUACCAGCCGAUAUGAAUCCAAAUGAUAUUAUCUAUCAAGAGAAAUUGGAUAUUAUUCAACACAAAGUCGCAAAUAUUUUUGGACCAAUUUUAUUCAAAAUUAAUGAUAAUGCUAGUAUUGUUGUUUAUGACAAUGCAUUAAAAACCACAUUAUUUAUUAUUAAAAACUUCAAUAGGAUUUUUGAUAAUACCGAAAAAGAUUUUUCAAGCUAUAUGGUUAAAAAGGGUAAUCAAAUUGUAAAGCAUGCAACAGUAAAUCAAAUUUUAUUGAAGCUAUUGGAUCUCUAUUACAAAGAUGAAACAUUCUUAGAAAUUGUUAAUCUCUGCCAUCACGACUACUUCUUAUCAACAGACAAUUAUAUUCGAGCGCUAAUUAAUAUCUAUGGCCAAGAGAAACAUCGCGAAUUUUUGCAUUCUAAAACCCAAUUUUCUGAAUUUAGAAUGAAAAUUCGUGAAAGAACACUAUUUUUAAUUAGAUCACUGAUCGAAUUCAAACCAAUGUUUUGGAGCGAUUUGGACGAAUGCUCAACAUCGCUAGAGUUGAUCCAAGAUUUUACUGAAAAGUAUUUUGAUGGUCCAUCAGCAGGAAGUGCAUUACCAGUAGAAGAGUUUAAAUAUUUUCAAUUUUUUAAUGACUUUUAUAAACGUAUAUUAAAUUUCAAUGGCGGCGGCUAUAACAGUAGUUUUUCAACAACACCAACAUCAGUAUCGACAAUGUCAAUGAAUAAUUAUUAUAAUAAUUUUUCAUCUGCAUCAUCAGUUUCUUCAUCACAGGCUUCAACACCACCAACUACACCAUCAUCCGCAAAUAUACCACCAAAUCCAAUGGCAUUCAGUUCAGACUCUGUUCAAGUACAACGUCAACUACAAAAUUUUAUUUUAGGUGCUUCUAGAUUACAAUCUAAUAUCAAUCAAGAAUCAAAGAAGUUUAAUAUUUUCGAUAUGGAUACCACCCAAAUAGCAAUCCAAAUUACCUUAAUAGACGAAAAAGCUUUUAGAAUGAUAUCAAUUUUUGAAUUGUUAAAAAAGAAAUUCGUUAGAGCUGAUCUAUCACAAAACUUUCAAGCAAUGGUACAACUAUUUAAUAGAUGGAGUUCUUGGGUUGGUUCAGAAAUUUUAAAUUGUACAACUCCUGCUCAGCGUGCAUUAGUAAUCGAAAAGUUUAUAGAUAUUGCUACAAUAUUAAAAAAUUUAAAAAAUUUCCAUUGUGCUUAUGCUUGUACUCAAGGUAUCUACCAUUAUUCAAUUAAAAGACUCUAUUUAACUUGGGAUAAAAUUUCUAAAAAAUCUUUAGGCCAGUUUGAGGAAUUACAAAAAAUAUUUUCACCAGAAUCAAAUCAUAAAAACUAUAGAGAAAUUUUACAUGCAUCAUCUCCACCAUUAAUUCCAUAUCUAGGUUUAUAUACUAAGGAUUUAUUAUUUGCAGAGGAUUCAAACCCAAACUUUAUAUCAAAUCCAGAUAUCACCCCUAUAAGUUUUGAAGAGAAUGAAGAACAAUACAAAUCUACUCAAUUGAUUAAUUUCGAAAAGCUUAGAACCAUUCAUUUAAUUAUUAAAAAUCUUAAAUUCUAUCGUUCAAACCCAUAUCCAAUGCCAUCAAAUACUGCUCUUAGAGAUAGAAUUUUAUCAAGACCAAUUCUAAAUGAUGAUGAAAUGUUUGAUAAAUCUUUGCUAUUAGAACCAAGAAGACAAACCCAAUCAGUACUUCCAUUACCAAAUUUAAAAAACCAACAAAUUAUAAAUAGUUUAAAUAAUAAUAAUAAUAAUAGUUAG